AUGGAAUCACUGCCAUUAGCGUUACAGCGCGAGAUCUGCUCCUUCGCGGCGGCACCAGAGCUCAUUCCUCACGAUAUCGACACGAUUGAUAAUGGUGACUAUGAUUCCAGCUUUGCGACAAAAUUGACAGAACCGUCAACGCACAAUCUGCAGCGUCUGGCGUUUGUGUGCCGUGCAUGGCGCGAGUUCAUCGAGGAAAUGUGUACGGAACACGAAGCUACGCGCGUCUUAACUCUUCACUUCUAUGCUAACAAAGAUUCUUUUUCGAAAGAACAUAUCAUGGAGCAAUUAUCUGCUAGUAACAAUGGUGCAACUUUAUUAGACCUGAGGAUUGUGGUUACUACGAAAAAAAAUGGUCUCUGGUGGGACCUGGACACCCUGGCGCCAACAUUUACUGGAGAAAGGGAGACAGAUUCUGGCGGUUUGUACUGGGAAGAAUGGAGCUUUUUAUUGCGGCAAUGCCCGAAUCUUCGGCGACUAGACUUAAGCGGGAUGCCUCUAUACGGCUUGGCGAUGGGAGACCUUUUAGAUGCAGCUUCGAUUUAUUGCAGCCACUUGGAAGCGCUAAUUUUGCCUAAGCAAAGACCUUUGCAUCCCGCUGUAGCCUUGGAUAAUUUGGAUUUCGUGUUUCAUAGACUCUACCUUGCGUUGGAAAGGUGGAAUAUGGCAUCCGGCGGAAAGGGGCUUAGGCAGUUAACGGUACCGUCAAGAAGUGAAGAGAAUCGAGAAGGAACAUCAAAUGAAUUUCUCACGGCGAUUUUUACAAUGUGCCCCAGAUUGGAGUAUCUUGAUGGAUGGAAACGAUCGUACAAAGAAGAAACGAGAUUGGUUGUGUCUGAUAUAAGCUUGUGUGUCUCCCGAGCUGUUUGGAAGAUGUUUUGUACAUCAUGUGCGGCGCUGCGUGAAUUUAGCUGGGUCAUUGUGCCGUUCUCGGACGAGUUUUUUCUACCAUUCGGUCAGACUGGGAAGCCACAUCUCACUCGUUUACAGUUGACGUACAACACACGGGCUCCGUUCCGAAUUCGACGAAAUGAAUACUCAACAGGUGCAUUGAUUGUUGUCGUAGCAGGUUGUCCGGCUCUCGAACAUUUGGAUGUCGUGCUUCAUCGAUUGCAACCGUGUGACACACUCAUUUAUCCACAAAUCGAUGAGAUGAUUGACCCCGACGUGUUUAACGACGAUUUCAUCUUGGCAUUGAUUGAAAAUUGUUCUAAGCUUCGCUCGUUGCGUAUCCGAGAGCUGGGAUCCUUGUCAAAGAGUCGAAAAGGAAUGAUUGCGGCAGCUAGGACCAUUACAGAUCGAGGUCUUGCAGCUCUUUGGCGUGCUCCGUGUCUCACUUGUAUCGAUAUCCAAGAAGUCAGGUGUUCCGCAAGAACCAUUUUAGAUGUUUUAAGCACUAAUAUAGACACCUUUCAACCGUUUACAACUCGACAAGUUAUUCUUCGAGAACUUGGCGUCUGUUUUGGCGAGGUAGUACAGCACGUGCUUGAAAGUCUUGUGAAAGAGCGACAUCAAGAGGGGACUGGUACACUAAGCAGGACACCGCUGGUCAUUUCUCUGAGCUGUCGACGCGGUUAUGUGUUUGAACGCUCCUGGCUCGUCAAGAUGCAACAGGCUUUUCAAACUAAGUAUCCGAAAGGAGAUUUGCGCUUUGCUCUUUUCAGUUUAAAGAAGGACAACGACACUGCUCUUCACUCCGGCAUGAAUGGUAGCGUCGAGCAGGCAGUCAUUGCAAAAAUCUUAGCUCGAGCAUGGGUUAAAGGCGAUGUAUUGCGCAUCGGACGUCUUGUACUUUAUACGGAUCUGUCAGCUCUUGAUAAUCACUUACGACAAGUACUUCAAAGAAGAGCAAACCGCAACACUUCAUGGAUCGUGAAUGAGUAG
Molecule: messenger RNA, 1884 nt
Organism: Plasmopara halstedii
Lineage: Eukaryota; Oomycota; Peronosporomycetes; Peronosporales; Peronosporaceae
Exons: 1
Coding region: 1-1884 (627 amino acids)
Source: RefSeq, a predicted model, not a curated record